GGCGGCCUCUACGGUACUGACAAGAUGGCGGCUGGCGGGGCUGUCGCUGCGACGCCCGAGUGCCGGCUUCUGCCCUACGCGCUACACAAGUGGAGCUCCUUCUCCUCCACCUACCUUCCCGAGAACAUUUUAGUGGAUAAGCCGAAUGACCAGUCUUCAAGGUGGUCUUCAGAGAGCAACUACCCUCCCCAGUACUUGAUUCUGAAGCUUGAAAGGCCUGCUAUAGUCCAGAAUAUCACAUUUGGAAAAUAUGAGAAAACUCAUGUCUGCAAUUUGAAGAAAUUUAAAGUCUUUGGUGGAAUGAAUGAAGAAAACAUGACAGAGCUAUUGUCCAGUGGCUUAAAGAAUGAUUAUAACAAAGAAACAUUUACCUUGAAGCAUAAAAUUGAUGAACAGAUGUUUCCUUGUCGAUUCAUUAAAAUAGUUCCACUCUUAUCGUGGGGACCCAGCUUUAACUUUAGCAUCUGGUAUGUUGAACUUAGUGGCAUUGAUGAUCCUGAUGUAGUACAACCCUGUCUCAACUGGUAUAGUAAGUACCGUGAACAGGAAGCUAUUCGCCUUUGCCUAAAACACUUCAGACAACAUAACUAUACAGAGGCCUUUGAAUCACUGCAAAAGAAAACCAAGAUUGCCCUGGAACAUCCCAUGUUAACAGAUCUGCAUGAUAAAUUGGUACUGAAGGGUGAUUUUGAUGCUUGUGAAGAAUUGAUUGAAAAAGCUGUAAAUGAUGGCUUGUUCAAUCAGUAUAUCAGUCAACAGGAAUAUAAGCCACGAUGGAGUCAAAUCAUUCCCAAAAGCACCAAAGGUGAUGGAGAAGAUAACCGACCAGGAAUGAGAGGAGGCCAUCAGAUGGUUAUUGAUGUUCAAACAGAGACUGUUUAUUUGUUUGGUGGCUGGGAUGGAACACAAGAUCUUGCUGACUUCUGGGCGUACAGUGUGAAAGAGAACCAAUGGACAUGUAUCUCUAGAGACACUGAGAAAGAGAAUGGUCCUAGUGCUAGAUCAUGUCAUAAAAUGUGCAUUGACAUUCAACGAAGGCAAAUCUACACACUGGGGCGUUAUUUGGAUUCCUCUGUGAGGAACAGCAAAUCUCUGAAAAGUGAUUUCUAUCGUUAUGACAUUGACACAAACACAUGGAUGUUACUCAGUGAGGAUACUGCUGCUGAUGGAGGACCGAAACUGGUGUUUGAUCAUCAGAUGUGUAUGGACUCAGAAAAACAUAUGAUCUACACCUUUGGUGGUAGAAUUUUGACAUGUAAUGGCAGUGUAGACGACAGCAGAGCCAGUGAACCACAAUUCAGUGGAUUGUUUGCUUUCAACUGUCAGUGUCAAACCUGGAAACUUCUUCGAGAGGACUCCUGUAAUGCUGGGCCUGAGGACAUCCAGUCUCGUAUAGGACACUGCAUGCUAUUCCACUCAAAAAAUCGUUGCUUAUAUGUAUUUGGUGGCCAGCGAUCAAAGACCUAUUUGAAUGAUUUCUUUAGUUAUGAUGUGGAUUCUGAUCACGUAGACAUAAUAUCAGAUGGUACCAAGAAAGACUCUGGAAUGGUUCCAAUGACAGGAUUCACACAGAGAGCAACCAUUGAUCCAGAACUGAAUGAAAUACAUGUCUUAUCUGGACUCAGCAAAGACAAGGAAAAGAGGGAAGAGAAUGUCAGAAAUUCAUUCUGGAUUUAUGACAUUGUAAGGAAUAGUUGGUCUUGCGUCUAUAAGAAUGAUCAAGCUGCAAAGGAUAAUCCAAGUAAAAGUCUUCAGGAGGAAGAACCAUGUCCAAGAUUUGCCCAUCAGCUUGUAUACGAUGAGUUACACAAGGUUCAUUAUUUAUUUGGUGGGAAUCCAGGAAAAUCUUGCUCCCCAAAGAUGAGAUUAGAUGACUUCUGGUCACUGAAAUUGUGUAGGCCUUCAAAAGAUUACUUACUGAGGCAUUGCAAGUACCUCAUAAGAAAACACAGGUUUGAAGAGAAGGCCCAAAUGGAUCCCCUUAGUGCUCUGAAAUAUCUACAAAAUGAUCUUUAUAUAACUGUGGAUCAUUCAGACCCAGAAGAGACAAAAGAGUUUCAGCUCCUAGCUUCAGCUCUGUUUAAAUCUGGUUCAGAUUUCACAGCUCUAGGGUUUUCCGAUGUGGAUCACACCUAUGCUCAAAGAACUCAGCUCUUUGACACCUUAGUAAAUUUCUUUCCUGACAGCAUGACUCCUCCUAAAGGCAACCUGGUGGACCUCAUCACACUGUGACUGAAGAGAGUACCUGGACAGAAAUGGAGCACAGGAGGCUGCUUUCAGUACUCUGGAUUUCAACUCUAUUGACUGACAGUUAGGCUGCAGUGACUGAGGACUGCACCAGAAUUUUGAAGGGAUCUUUGCUGUCACAAAUUUUAACCCUCUUCCUUCACACCUGACCUCAACCCCAUAGUCCUCAUCCCAUUCCGAAAUUAGGCUAAUAAAGUGAAAUCGGUAUACUUUCCAUU
Messenger RNA from Kogia breviceps (pygmy sperm whale), 2465 nucleotides. It is a transcript of the gene MKLN1, whose product is annotated as muskelin 1. Gene Ontology annotation, cellular component: cytoplasm. Gene Ontology annotation, molecular function: protein binding. NCBI's taxonomy places the organism in Eukaryota, Metazoa, Chordata, Mammalia, Artiodactyla, Physeteridae. The record is from RefSeq and is a predicted model, not a curated record.